This is a messenger RNA of Phytophthora sojae, 576 nucleotides long. RefSeq lists its product as hypothetical. NCBI's taxonomy places the organism in Eukaryota, Oomycota, Peronosporomycetes, Peronosporales, Peronosporaceae. The transcript has 3 exons. The record is from RefSeq and is a predicted model, not a curated record. Bases 1 to 576 code for a protein of 191 amino acids.
AUGGUCGGCGCGUCAGGCAAGACACCACGCUACGAGCUUACAGCGCGGGAGCGGCAGCUCUACCUGGAAGGGCUGCUGAGUGAACGGCACGCGCGCCGUGUCCGCCGCGCGCAGGAGAAGGGCGCGCAAGGAGGCGGCAAGACGAAGCGGGCGAAGAAGGCAACGAGGAAGAGGGCUGCCAAGCACACGACGGCGGCGAUGGAGACGCGCUCGGUGGGCGUGUCGAUGGCUGCCGCCGAAGCGAAGGUGACGCCGCAGAACGAUGAACCCGCGCGUGUCGCGGACGAGGCCAAGGAGACGGCAGGCAGCGAGGAGGCGACGCCGGAGCCUGUCGUGGAGGAGAUGCUGUCAGACAUGCUGGCUGCUGUUGCUGAUGCAGGCAUCGCUGCUGCCGAACGGACCCCACCUCCCGUUGGCAACCCGCGCAAGCGACGCCGAGCGCUUCUGCAAGAAGAGAGCGCAGACGAGGACGGCGCUUCGGGCGGCGACGGCGCUUCAGAUGUCGAGAGGGCUUCGGCUGGCGGUAGCGCAGCGGUGGACAUCCCGCUUGCGCCUCUGUCACACGACGUCUGUUAG